AGCAGCAGCAGCAGCAGCAGCAGCAGCAGCAGCAGCAGCAGCAGCAGCAGCAGCAGCAGCAGCAGCAGCAGCAGCAGCAGCAGCAGCAGCAGCAGCAGCAGCAGCAGCAGCAGCAGCAGCAGCAGCAGCAGCAGCAGCAGCAGCAGCAGCAGCAGCAGCAGCAGCAGCAGCAGCAGCAGCAGCAGCAGCAGCAGCAGCAGCAGCAGCAGCAGCAGCAGCAGCAGCAGCAGCAGCAGCAGCAGCAGCAGCAGCAGCAGCAGCAGCAGCAGCAGCAGCAGCAGCAGCAGCAGCAGCAGCAGCAGCAGCAGCAGCAGCAGCAGCAGCAGCAGCAGCAGCAGCAGCAGCAGCAGCAGCAGCAGCAGCAGCAGCAGCAGCAGCAGCAGCAGCAGCAGCAGCAGCAGCAGCAGCAGCAGCAGCAGCAGCAGCAGCAGCAGCAGCAGCAGCAAGCAGCAGCAGCAGCAGCAGCAGCAGCAGCAGCAGCAGCAGCAGCAGCAGCAGCAGCAGCAGCAGCAGCAGCAGCAGCAGCAGCAGCAGCAGCAGCAGCAGCAGCAGCAGCAGCAGCAGCAGCAGCAGCAGCAGCAGCAGCAGCAGCAGCAGCAGCAGCAGCAGCAGCAGCAGCAGCAGCAGCAGCAGCAGCAGCAGCAGCAGCAGCAGCAGCAGCAGCAGCAGCAGCAGCAGCAGCAGCAGCAGCAGCAGCAGCAGCAGCAGCAGCAGCAGCAGCAGCAGCAGCAGCAGCAGCAGCAGCAGCAGCAGCAGCAGCAGCAGCAGCAGCAGCAGCAGCAGCAGCAGCAGCAGCAGCAGCAGCAGCAGCAGCAGCAGCAGCAGCAGCAGCAGCAGCAGCAGCAGCAGCAGCAGCAGCAGCAGCAGCAGCAGCAGCAGCAGCAGCAGCAGCAGCAGCAGCAGCAGCAGCAGCAGCAGCAGCAGCAGCAGCAGCAGCAGCAGCAGCAGCAGCAGCAGCAGCAGCAGCAGCAGCAGCAGCAGCAGCAGCAGCAGCAGCAGCAGCAGCAGCAGCAGCAGCAGCAGCAGCAGCAGCAGCAGCAGCAGCAGCAGCAGCAGCAGCAGCAGCAGCAGCAGCAGCAGCAGCAGCAGCAGCAGCAGCAGCAGCAGCAGCAGCAGCAGCAGCAGCAGCAGCAGCAGCAGCAGCAGCAGCAGCAGCAGCAGCAGCAGCAGCAGCAGCAGCAGCAGCAGCAGCAGCAGCAGCAGCAGCAGCAGCAGCAGCAGCAGCAGCAGCAGCAGCAGCAGCAGCAGCAGCAGCAGCAGCAGCAGCAGCAGCAGCAGCAGCAGCAGCAGCAGCAGCAGCAGCAGCAGCAGCAGCAGCAGCAGCAGCAGCAGCAGCAGCAGCAGCAGCAGCAGCAGCAGCAGCAGCAGCAGCAGCAGCAGCAGCAGCAGCAGCAGCAGCAGCAGCAGCAGCAGCAGCAGCAGCAGCAGCAGCAGCAGCAGCAGCAGCAGCAGCAGCAGCAGCAGCAGCAGCAGCAGCAGCAGCAGCAGCAGCAGCAGCAGCAGCCAGCAGCAGCAGCAGCAGCAGCAGCAGCAGCAGCAGCAGCAGCAGCAGCAGCAGCAGCAGCAGCAGCAGCAGCAGCAGCAGCAGCAGCAGCAGCAGCAGCAGCAGCAGCAGCAGCAGCAGCAGCAGCAGCAGCAGCAGCAGCAGCAGCAGCAGCAGCAGCAGCAGCAGCAGCAGCAGCAGCAGCAGCAGCAGCAGCAGCAGCAGCAGCAGCAGCAGCAGCAGCAGCAGCAGCAGCAGCAGCAGCAGCAGCAGCAGCAGCAGCACAGCAGCAGCAGCAGCAGCAGCAGCAGCAGCAGCAGCAGCAGCAGCAGCAGCAGCAGCAGCAGCAGCAGCAGCAGCAGCAGCAGCAGCAGCAGCAGCAGCAGCAGCAGCAGCAGCAGCAGCAGCAGCAGCAGCAGCAGCAGCAGCAGCAGCAGCAGCAGCAGCAGCAGCAGCAG
Molecule: messenger RNA, 1941 nt
Organism: Monomorium pharaonis (pharaoh ant)
Lineage: Eukaryota; Metazoa; Arthropoda; Insecta; Hymenoptera; Formicidae
Source: RefSeq, a predicted model, not a curated record